Messenger RNA from Botrytis porri, 5187 nucleotides. RefSeq lists its product as uncharacterized. Gene Ontology annotation, molecular function: ubiquitin-protein transferase activity; chromatin binding. The record is from RefSeq and is a predicted model, not a curated record. The coding region runs from base 1 to 5187 and encodes 1728 amino acids. The transcript is spliced from 5 exons. NCBI's taxonomy places the organism in Eukaryota, Fungi, Ascomycota, Leotiomycetes, Helotiales, Sclerotiniaceae. Gene Ontology annotation, biological process: histone catabolic process. Gene Ontology annotation, cellular component: Lid2 complex.
AUGACCAAAGAAAUUAAUGCUGGCACCAGCGUCGAAGGCUCAUCCAAAACCCUCCCCCCACAAGAGAGCAAUGCGGUUGAGAAUGUAUCCGCUGCCCACGACUCGCUGGCUGUAAGUGCGAUGGAAAUUGUGCCUGAAAGUAAGGCUUCGACCUCUGCGCCUGGGAAAGGAUUAGAGAAGGAAUUAUUGGCUCUUCGCGAUUUUGAAUCUCAGCCUAUGACCGCGACCAAUUCAACGUCCUCCAAUCGAUCGAAUAAGGAUGCUGGAGCCAACGGUAUCGGAGGUGCAGCUUACGGCACUCGAUCGCGCAAUCGAACCGGUACAUCAAGAAUCAAUUAUGCAGAGGACAAGGAGAUGGACGUGGAUAUUGAAAUUGCAGCGGCUAUGAAAGAGGGGCGCAAGGCCGCUCGGGUCAACGACUCUCGCCCUUCAACGUCUGCGGACAAUGCGCCACCGACAACUACUGCAAAGAAGGCAACCGUUUCAGAACCGGAGCCUGUCGCAACGACACAAAAUAACAAUAAGGAACCUAUCCCUGGGACCUCUACGUUCUCUGCAAAUCCAUCGGUCCCAACGACUCAGAAUUCCAAGAAAAAGAAACCUCCCGCUCAAACCGCCGCAACUGCAACUGCAUCUGCAUCUUCGACACAAAAUGUCGUACAAAAUGGUUCGUCAGUACAUACAAGUGCCCCCAGGGUCAGCAUGGCUAUGCAUGAUUCUAAUAUGUUGAGCUUCGAUGACUGUGGGGCACGUUUGAAGGAUGAGAAACUUGUAGCGGAUGAUGGCACUGUUCUAUCAGCCAAUGAUCACGUGUAUCUUGUUUGUGAACCUCCCGGUGAACCGUACUAUCUUGGCCGAAUCAUGGAAUUCUUACAUAUCAAUAAUGACGUCAAGGAGCCCAUUGAUGCACUACGACUCAACUGGUAUUACCGACCCAAAGAAAUUGGAAAGAAGGUUAGUGAUACGCGUCAAGUGUUCGCUUCCAUGCACUCCGAUAUCAGUCCUCUCACAGCUUUACGUGGAAAAUGUCAGAUCAAGCACAAGGCCGAAGUCGAGAAGCUCGAUGUCUUGAGAACGACGAAGGACAGCUUCUGGUACGAUAAACUGUACGAUCGUUACAUUCAUCGAUAUUACGAUGUUAUACCCGUUUUCCAGGUCAUAAAUGUACCUGUUUCAGUUAAGAAAGUCCUCGAUGAAAGGUGGAAAUAUAUUAUUGUGGAGGUGGGGCGUGGCAAGGAAUUUACCAGCGCCGUGAAAACCUGUAAACGUUGCUGCAGAUACAGUGCAAGCAACGAUUCUGUUGACUGUGCGGUUUGUUUGAACACCUACCACAUGAGCUGCGUGAACCCGCCAUUGUUGAAGAAACCUUCGCGCGGCUUUGCUUGGGCUUGUGGACCCUGCAGCAAGGCCCAAGAAAAGAAACUCGAGGCUCGUAACACCCCCAAUAUUACAGAUGGAAUUGUUGAAGUUGAAGACGAUGAAAUGAACGAAGAUGAAGAUGAUCUGCCCACAGCAGUGAGUGAUACACUUGAUUCGAACAGGAACACCUCGUCAGGCUCCCAGGAUGUCGAAAUGUCUAUUCACCCAGGUACAGCGGAACAGGUUCAUCAAGCAAGCCUAUGGCUCUUUCGGUACUUGGGUAUACACUGCAAAGUUGAAGAUGCACUGGAUUAUGACGAUCGUAUCUAUCCAAGGGCCAGUUCUCGGAUUGGAAAUCGUCAUCAAGCCAAUGUUACACCUUGGCAUGGUAGACCUGUGGAGUAUGUCAAGGCUGUAGAAAUAAAGAAGAAAUACAUCAAGGGAGGAAGCAGUAGCCACAGAAAGGAUGCAAAGUUAUCGAAAGAAACUAUAGCCGCAUUAGAAGCCGACAAAAUCGCUCGAGAAAAACGUCCGAUUUGGGUAAUGGAUGAGCCGAAUGGCUAUAUCAAUCGGGGUGAGGAUGCAAGUAAUGAUGAUCCCAAAAACACGGCCGCGUUGCAAUUUAAAAUUCCAGAAGUUGGCGAAGCUUCUAGCGAUUCUGAAAGGGGAACGGACGACCAAGCGUCAUCCUUGGAUGUUCCUGCGUAUGAGAAAUUGGUCAAUGAUUACAUGAUUCGUGCAAAAACGAUGGCGAAGCCGUUAGGCCUGCCUGAAUUUUCAACUAAUCUGCUCGAUGUAGCCCUACAAUUACUCUAUUCAAACAAAUUUGAUGUAGACAAAGCCCUUGAUGCACUUUCAAAAACCGACAAGAAGACAUUCAAGGAGCCAGAACUAAGUCCCACUGAGCUUAAGAAAUUCGAGGACGGUGUUACCAAAUUUGGGUCUGAGUGGCUUAGCAUUAAAAGGCAUGUGAAGACAAUGAGCCCUGCUGAUGUGGUACGAUUUUAUUAUACAUGGAAAAAGACGGAUAGGGGAAAGCAGAUAUGGGGUAAUUAUUCCGGGCGGAAAGGCAAGAAGGAGGCCAAAAGGGCAGAGGCGGCCUUGGGAAAGUUACAGGAUGACAUUGCCGACGAACAAGACGAUUCAGCUUUUGAUAACGACAAAGUUUUACAGAAGAAGAAGGGAUUCCAGUGCAAAUUUUGUUCCGUAAGAAGCUCGCAGAGAUGGAGACGAGCUCCCAACACCCCUGUGGGUGCUACUGUCCCUGAAAAUUCCAAUAGCAAAGGAGCUGCAAAGGAGAAAGGCAACCAACUUGUGUUGGCAUUAUGUCAGAGAUGUGCAGAACUUUGGCGUCGUUAUGCGAUACAGUACGAAGAUGUCGAUGAAGUAGCCAAAAAGAUGGCGGCCUCAGGAGGACGAGCUUCUAAACGGAAAAUGGAUGAAGAAUAUCUCAGAGAACUCAAAGCUGCAAAUGAAGGGUUUGGCCAAACGGAUGCUCUCCCCACUACCGCACCUGUCUCGACUGCUAGCACACCUGCACCUGCACCUCUAGUGCCAGCAGCAUCAGAACCGCCUAAGAAGAAAGUCAAAACCAAUCCAGAUACCAAAGAGGCUUCAGAUUCUACGCUUGAGAACGGUAAUAUAGUAGCACCUGCACAACCAAAGAAGAAGCCAAUAGUAGAGAAACCUCCUCCUCCUCCGCCUCCGCCUCCAGAAGUUCCCAAGCCGAAACUUCUUCCAUGUGCUGUUUGCGCCCAGUUGGAACCAUUGGGAGAUCAGCACCUUUCCUGCAAGGAUUGCAGAAUGGCUGUUCAUCGAAAUUGCUAUGGCGUUGUCGAUAACCGAAGCCCAAGCAAAUGGACCUGUGACAUGUGUCAGAACGAUAAAGAUCCCAAGGUAUCAAUUCAAUACAAAUGCAUGCUUUGUCCGAUAGAGUCUACAGAGCAUGAUUUCGUGGAACCACCCAGGAUCUCUCACAAGAAGAAAUCUGAAAAGGAGCGGGAGCGAGAUCGAGUGGAGAGAGAAAAUGCGCAGAAAGCUGCAGACUACUUUCGAAAGAAGCAGGAAGAAUACAACAAGCCUGUCAAUCCUCGCGAGCCAUUGAAGCGCACAGCUAAUAACAAUUGGGUACACGUCACCUGUGCUGUAUUUACACCCGAAGUGAAAUUCGGAGACGCGAAAGCUCUAGUUCCAUCUGAAGGGAUUCCAUCGAUCCCAUCGAGUAGGUAUGAUGAGGUUUGCAAAGCAUGUAAGAAGAAAGGCGGUGCCUGUGUAAAUUGCCAUUCAUGUCGAGCACCAGUGCACGUGGAAUGUGCGCACCAGAAUGGGUACAUUUUAGGUUUCGAUAUCGCUCCGGUAAAGGGUUCUCGCCGCGACCAGCACAAUAUUGUGAACAUCAAUGGUGAAAAUGGCGCCAUGUCUGCCGCUAUCUGGUGCAAAGAACAUGUACCAACCAAGACCAUUGUCCAUCGCAUGCACGACAUCGUUGACGAAACGGGCCUUAAUGCUUUACAACUCUAUGUACAAAAUUUCAAGCAGGCAGACUUGGCACUGACUGGCACAGUUCGUAAAGCGAACCUCGUUAAUCAAUCUACCAGAGCCGCCAGUUCUGUCAAUAUACCAGCAUCCCAACUUCGUAGGACAUCUACGGGGGCUCCUAUAUCGACUCCUACAACAAAUAGACGUGCUUCUUUAGCAUUGGUCAAAGUUGAGGAUUCACCACUCUGCACUUCAGUUUCGGUGCGUGAUACAGAAAGAACAUGUGCCACUUGUAGUGUUGACAUCAGCCCUAAAUGGUGGCCGAUGAUUGAAACUACCGUUGCAACUAGUAGUCCUGCAGCUCCCUUAAAUGCCAUACUGGAUCACGAUCCCACCAAAUCGGACAGCCCUGGACUCGCCAAUGGCCAUUUAUCUAGUGCCCCAACUGGUGAAAGAAGUGGAGUUCAUGUUGCACUCGCAGCCGCAGCUUUGGAUCAAAAUACCAAAAAGCCGGCCCCCUUACCUACGGAGUUUCAAUGCCACCAGUGUCAUUGGAAGAAAAUUCGAAAGCAACCUACACCAAUACCGACGCCUCCACCUAUGCCUAUAGCCAUGGCAAGCGAUCGCGAGGUUUCUCGACCUCCUGCGCCCCUUCCUAUUCCGACUUCUACGCCUAUGAUUGCGAAUAUUCCUCCGCCCGAGCUUGAGCGUAAUCAUACGCCGCAUCAAUACCCAUGGCCGCCCCAACCUCCAUCGUAUCCGUCCAACACCCCGUACAACAACUGGCUUCGUCGAUCCCCAGUCCCAACGAACGUCGCUGCCGUACACCAAGUCAAUGGCAAUCAUUCACCAAGGAUGCCUGGGGUUGCGCCACAACUAGGAGGGCCACCUCAUAAUCGUCAGCCUGUGCAAGGUCUACAGCCAUCCCCUCAUCAAAAUGGACGUUUACCCAACGGUUAUCCGCCCUCUCCUCAUCGACUUUCUGGACCUCCGCCCAUGCACAUGCAAAAUGGAAGCUACGGAUCAUAUGCUUCUAAUAGACCCCCUCCUCAUCAUUUAACAAAUGGCGGACCGGCUCCUCGUGCCCCGGAGCAUCCCUUCUCGCAACACAGUGCGCUGAUGCAUUCUCGUCCGUAUGGUGCACCACAUGGACCACCACAUGGACCACCACACGGACCACCACACGGUAGUCCGCAGCUCAACCGGCAAUUAAAUGGACUGCCUCCCCCACCCAAUGGCCUUCCUCCACCUAAUGGUCUUCCUCCUCCGUUGAAUGGUGUGAGACCGAAUAAUAAUCAGGUCAAUGGGGGAGCAAGCGCGAGUCCUUCACUAGCAAAUUUACUCUCUUGA